Molecule: messenger RNA, 4524 nt
Organism: Xylona heveae TC161
Lineage: Eukaryota; Fungi; Ascomycota; Xylonomycetes; Xylonales; Xylonaceae
Exons: 4
Coding region: 1-4524 (1507 amino acids)
Molecular function (GO): protein binding
Source: RefSeq, a predicted model, not a curated record
AUGAGUCGACGAGAGGAGUCCACUCGCACAAGCGCAUUCCUGGGCCCCCACUCGCCCCUGAUUCUCGACUCGGAUAUGGGAGGCACGUUGCCAGACGCCGAAUUGGAAUUCUUUGACUCGGCUUUUGCACACGAUUCACCCGCAAGCCCGUCGCAUUUGCUCGACGACGAUUUUUUGGCUGCCGCUUCGGCCGGCACUUCAUUGAACCCUGUAGCCUCGUGCUACGACUCACCCGCCAAAUUUCCCCACGCGCGUCUCCAAGUCGGAUCGAGUCCGCUGACUACCACCGCUGCACAACCUCUAUCGGCCGCAUCCCCCGAAAGCUCCGUGCACGACUCGUCAUCGGACGACUCGAGACGCCACAAGCGCAAAUCCUCUUCGAAUUCGUCCCGCUCCGCCUUAAUCGGCCAAGAUAUUACCAUGAUGGAGGACGCCGACAUGAGCGACUGGAAGCCCGACGAGCUGAUGAUGGGAGGCGAUGGCGCCAGCCUCAUCUUUGAUGGUCAUGGCUUCUCGCUCCACGGCGACGCAAAUCCUCUUUCGCUCGACACGGAUCUGGAGAUGAGUAAUAAGGCGAUGGAAAAUCAUUUUGAUUUUGAUAGCGCUACCAGCAGCCCGAGUCCCGUUGCGCAGCCAGCAAACCCAACUGAGUCGACUUCAAAGCGAAAAACGCAAAAGGCGGAUUUGAACAAACCUCGAAAUCCAUCAAAAGCGAGUGUCAAUAGUCGUUCACGAGGUAGCGUUUCGUCGCAGACAACACGACACAAUGGAUUCUUUCUGGGAAACUCUCGAGAAGUCUCGCCGCUCUCGGCCAUGGUUACAAGCCAAGAAUCUUCACCCACGAACAUCUUCAACGCCGCGACGCCAUCCUCGACGACGGGAGAUGACUUUGGUGCUGGCCCCAUGCUCGGAGCCACUCCCCACAAUGCCGCGUGGCCAACCACGUUCAGCUUCACACAGCAAAACGCGCUACACAAUUCGUUUCCGCCUGCUGGCUUAACACCUACCAUGUUUGCCCAUGGUCUGGCAUCGCCGCUGUCCUCCAAGGCGGCUUCCGAAUGUUCUCGCGUGCCGACCUUGACAAUCCACCCGACACCGCUCAAAUCUCGAGUCGAGACGCAGAUUCCCAUCAGGAUGACCCUUCAUCCCAUGCCUCCCGGUGUGACCAAACUUCAUCUUCCCACUCACACCAUCUCGAAACCGAAGCUGCUUGCUAAACCAUCACCACCCAAGUCGCCCGAUAUGCUUGAACUUCAUACGAUGCUGGUUUGCACGAGCGCCAUGCAAAACCCCGCCAACUUACAACGAGCCCUUCGUCGCGCAGCGGGGCUCGAAACUCCAGUGAAAAAGGAGGAACGACGGUCGUCGUCGGGCGAUGCUCCUCAGGCGCAAAACGAGGAUGGUGAUACCGAGAAUCCUCUGAAUGGCGGCGAAGUCUCCAUCUGUCUCGGCUGCAUCACUCGAGAACGGAAGCGGGCUGCGCGAAAGAAGGUGAAGAAGGUAGAGGAGGAAGAAUCCUGGCAUCAGUACGAAAACAAACGUGUCAUUGUCUUCAACACGCAAGAAGUGAAGGAGUGGCACGAACCUGCCAAGGAUGACAAUGCCGAGCAGUUUCCGCCAUAUCCGGAAGGUGCGCUGCAAGUCGAUGCGCCCAUGCGAAUCGCAUGCUACUGUCGACAUCAGAAUGAGAAGGUUGGCUUCCAAGUCAUCUUCACCAUCAAGGACCACGAAGAUCGAGUCGUAGCUCAGGCGGUGACCUCGUCCAUCAUGAUCACUGAUGACCACAAGACUCACGCCGCUCCUCCGCCGCUUCCCGCGCCGACCUCGACGUUGCCGGAUGGUACACAGCUCCCUGGCGUCGGUGUUUUCCCGUCGGCACAAAAUUUUGAGGUGCCAGUGGGACCGUUCAGGGUGUCUCAUUCUACUCCCGAUCUUCAGGCUAUGCAGCACAGCUUUGGUCAGCAAUUCGCAACUGCGCCACAUCCAUUCGCUAUGGCGCCUGCCGCCGGGUCUCAGACGACAUCUGCUUCCCUCACACCGCGACAUCUGUCCCGGCAGGCCUCGCCGCCAGCGCCGUCCGGCCAUUCGGCCAAGAAGAGAAAGUCGAGCAGUUCAGCCAAGGUCCCGAGCGGCUUGGUCAUGACGACUCUGGAUAGUGGCCCACCUCCCACCUCGGCGCCCAGUGCUACGACGCCAACCGCGCCGACAAGCGCUGGACUCACACCGCAAUCUGCCACGGCCGCAAACUUUCCUCCUAAUAUGAACCCUUUCGUCCCUCCUCCGGCUGACCGUGCGUUCAUUGCUCCUCCACUGUCCGUCCCGCCAACUUUCAAUACGGGUCCUCCGACGCCUAACAGUAACGACCAAGGCUUUCACCCGCUAGCGCAUCGAUCGCAGAGCAUGGAGAGCCUCCCUAUUCCUCGUCUCUUCUCCACUCCGACAUCGACUGACCCCAGCCGGCCGCCAAGCCCUGGAAGCGCCUCGCGAAGCACCGCUUUCCAGCAAUCUCAGGCUCAGAUGGCCCAGGCUGUGGCGAAUUCGUUCUACGGCAUUCCACUUGCGCUGAACCCUCACCGACCGCCGACCAUUCAUAAGCUGAUUCCCAAUGAGGGUCCAAAAGCAGGUGGUAUCGAAGUGACGUGUCUAGGCAAUGGCUUCUGUCAGGGUUUAGAAGUUAUGUUUGGUGAUUCGUUGGCUACCACGACGACCUACUGGGGGGACACUUCUCUAGUGUGUUUGCUGCCACCUGCGGCCCAAGCCGGAACUGUUCCGGUCACCUUCAAGCAUCAGCAUCAGCAGCAUAUGCAAAUGCCAGGAUAUCCGACGCCUCCAGUGGCCCAGCAGCAAGUCUUUUUCAAGUACGUGGACGAUGACGAGCAGCAACUGUUGCGCAUGGCCUUGUCUGUCCUCGGGCACAAGAUGACGGGACGUAUGGAGGACGUUCGUGAUAUUGCCAGACGUAUCGUCGGAGGUGGAAAUAGUUCUUGGGCUCCACCCGCAGCGGGCUCAUCGACGACCGGCGGCACUCAGCAUAGUCAGGCGGCGGGUCUCAGUGCGGCAUUGCUUGGUGCUAUGGAUACUGAGUCUACUCUGUUGAAAUGUUUGGAUCUCAUUGAUCUCGACGACAGCCCGCAUCUGCCGCGCCUGAAUUUGCGGCGAUCUUCGGGUCAGACGAUGCUGCACACGGCCUGCGCCCUGGGAUACCACCGAUUUGUUGCUGCACUUCUUGCAAGAGGAGCCAACCCCGACCCUCGUGACAGGGGUGGCUACACGCCAAUGAUGCUUGCUGCGAUGCACAACCACCCUCAAAUUGUGCGACGGUUGAUCAUGAAUGGCGCCGACCCCACGCUGAGAAAUCUGCGAGGCUUUACCGCCGCGGAUUUGGCAGUGUCGGAGGAAGUGCUGCAGUCAACCCGGCGAAUUGAGCGUCAUGUGCGGACUCGCAGCGCCGGCCCCAGCUUCAGCCGGAGAAGACGAAGCAGCGCAGCGUCGCUUCGAUCGCUCUGGGAGCCGCCACUUGAGAUGACGUAUGCUCGCUCAAUGGCUGCUCCUGUGCACGAAUUUGAAGCUUCGAGCAGCGACGAAUCUGUAGAUGAGGAUUACGAGGAUGAUUCUGAUGAUAGUGCAUGGACUGAACAAGAGCCUGCCGACAAGCGUGUUCCUCCACCUGCCAGCCAGCUCUCCACCCGGCCCGCGACGACUGGCGGUAAUGGUUUUGUUGGCGGCGCUAUGGCCUCGCCCACGGCAGCGAUGGCAGCCUGGAGAGACCAUCUGGCUGCUCAGCUGCACCAUUUUCAACAGAGCUUCAACAUUCCAAUGCCUACCUUGCCGCCUCUGCCAGAUUAUCAAAACAAUAAUAUCGCCCGUCGCAUCAGCUCGCUUGUUCCUCAUCGAGGUUCAUCAGCACGACCAAGUGUAUCGUCCUCUUCCACUGUGCAGGCCUCGAACGGGAACAAUGGCCAAAGCCGGAAGCAAGGAGGCGGCGGCGACUCUUACUGGUCGCAGCUCUUCUCAUCCUCGUCGACCUCGACCGCUUCUUCUCCUCCGCCCCCGUCGUACGAGGAGAUUUAUCCCGAGCGAAAGGAAUACACUGAAGACAUGAAGAAGACGUCGGUGCUGCAGGCAGCUGUCGAUGCAACCAUGGACCAGCAUUGUGAGCAGACGUUUGACAAGGCGCAAACCGAGAGCUCCUCUGCCACGACCACUGUUGCGCACAGUCGGGCACCAAGUGACGGCGAGAGCGACGGUACUGCCGAAGCCAUUGAUGUCAAGAUUGGUCGCAAGACGACCAUUACCCGUGAGCAGCAAGCGCAGCUGCGACGAGCUCAUAAGAAGAGCCUCAAGCGAAUCCGGAGCGACCGGAAACUCUUCUUUGUUUGGAUUCCUCUUCUUUUGAUCAUCAUCUGCGCGAUGCUCAAGAACCAGUUGCCUGCUCUUUGGGCUAGCUUGUGCGAAUUUGUUGAGCCUUUUGUGCCAAACGUCAACUUGCAUCAGAGAUUCGUCGGUUGGGUCGGUGCGGCUUAA